Messenger RNA from Orcinus orca (killer whale), 3071 nucleotides. RefSeq names its product nuclear cap binding protein subunit 1 (gene NCBP1). The coding region runs from base 269 to 2641 and encodes 790 amino acids. Gene Ontology annotation, cellular component: nuclear cap binding complex; nucleus. The transcript is spliced from 23 exons. The record is from RefSeq and is a predicted model, not a curated record. Gene Ontology annotation, molecular function: RNA cap binding; mRNA binding; protein binding. Gene Ontology annotation, biological process: regulation of mRNA processing; mRNA export from nucleus; nuclear-transcribed mRNA catabolic process, nonsense-mediated decay. Lineage: Eukaryota; Metazoa; Chordata; Mammalia; Artiodactyla; Delphinidae.
GGCGGAGGUAGCCCGAGAGGGCAGUUGCGUGCGGAGCAGACGCCCGCGGCCUGGUGAGCUUCCAGACGCCGGCCCUCCCGGAUCCAAGCCCGCAGAGCCACCAGGCCACCUCUCCCUCUUGUGCUUCCGGGAGCCGUCGCGAGCGAGUGCGCCUGCGCGACGGCCACUCCGCGCGCCUCACCGCUGUCCUCGCGCCGGCCGGCUGCCCGAAGGUUCCUGCCGAGCUUCCCGCCCGGCGUUUCGGCUCGGCGGCGCACCGGCGUGCGGCAUGUCACGGCGACGGCACAGCGACGAGAACGAUGGGGGACAGCCUCACAAAAGAAGAAAGACCUCUGAUGCAAAUGAAACUGAAGAUCAUUUGGAAUCUUUAAUAUGCAAAGUAGGAGAAAAGAGUGCCUGCUCUUUGGAGAGCAACCUAGAAGGCUUGGCUGGCGUUUUGGAAGCUGAUCUUCCUAACUAUAAGAGCAAGAUCUUAAGGCUUCUUUGUACAGUUGCACGUCUGUUACCUGAGAAGUUGACAAUUUAUACAACAUUAGUUGGACUACUAAAUGCCAGGAAUUACAACUUCGGUGGAGAAUUUGUAGAAGCCAUGAUUCGUCAACUUAAAGAAUCGUUGAAAGCAAACAAUUAUAAUGAAGCUGUAUAUUUGGUCCGUUUUUUAUCUGAUCUUGUGAAUUGUCACGUCAUUGCUGCCCCAUCAAUGGUUGCUAUGUUUGAAAAUUUUGUAAGUGUAACUCAGGAAGAAGAUGUGCCUCAGGUGCGCCGGGAUUGGUACGUGUAUGCAUUUCUAUCAUCUUUGCCCUGGGUUGGAAAGGAGUUGUACGAAAAGAAAGAUGCAGAGAUGGACCGAAUCUUUGCCAACACUGAAAGCUAUCUUAAAAGACGCCAGAAGACUCAUGUGCCCAUGUUACAAGUAUGGACUGCAGAGAAACCGCAUCCACAAGAAGAGUAUUUAGAUUGCCUCUGGGCCCAGAUUCAGAAAUUGAAAAAGGAUCGCUGGCAGGAGCGGCACAUCCUAAGACCUUAUCUUGCCUUUGACAGCAUCCUGUGUGAAGCACUGCAGCACAACCUGCCUCCUUUCACACCACCUCCUCACACUGAAGAUUCGGUGUACCCGAUGCCAAGGGUCAUCUUCAGAAUGUUUGAUUACACGGAUGAUCCUGAGGGUCCUGUAAUGCCAGGGAGUCAUUCAGUGGAAAGAUUUGUGAUAGAAGAGAAUCUUCACUGCAUCGUUAAGUCCCACUGGAAGGAAAGGAAGACUUGUGCUGCACAGCUAGUGAGUUAUCCUGGGAAGAACAAGAUCCCCUUGAACUACCACAUAGUUGAGGUGAUCUUUGCAGAGCUGUUUCAACUUCCAGCACCCCCUCACAUUGAUGUGAUGUACACAACACUUCUCAUUGAACUGUGUAAACUUCAGCCUGGCUCUCUACCCCAAGUUCUUGCACAGGCAACUGAAAUGUUAUACAUGCGUUUGGACACGAUGAAUACUACAUGCGUAGACAGGUUUAUUAAUUGGUUUUCCCAUCAUCUAAGUAACUUCCAGUUCCGUUGGAGCUGGGAAGAUUGGUCAGAUUGUCUUACUCAAGAUCCAGAAAGUCCCAAACCAAAGUUUGUAAGAGAAGUUCUAGAAAAAUGUAUGAGGUUGUCUUACCAUCAGCGUAUAUUAGAUAUUGUCCCUCCUACCUUCUCAGCUCUAUGUCCUGCAAACCCAACCUGCAUUUACAAGUAUGGAGAUGAAAGUAGCAACUCUCUUCCUGGACAUUCGGUUGCCCUCUGUUUAGCUGUUGCCUUUAAAAGUAAAGCAACCAAUGAUGAAAUCUUCAGCAUUCUGAAAGAUGUACCAAAUCCUAACCAGGAUGACGAUGAUGAUGAAGGAUUCAGCUUUAACCCAUUGAAAAUUGAGGUCUUUGUACAGACUCUGCUACACUUAGCAGCCAAGUCAUUCAGCCACUCCUUCAGUGCUCUUGCAAAGUUUCAUGAAGUCUUCAAAACCCUAGCUGAAAGUGAUGAAGGAAAAUUACAUGUUCUAAGAGUCAUGUUUGAGGUCUGGCGGAACCAUCCACAGAUGAUUGCUGUACUAGUAGAUAAGAUGAUUCGUACACAGAUUGUUGACUGUGCUGCAGUAGCAAAUUGGAUCUUCUCUUCAGAACUAUCUCGUGACUUUACUAGAUUGUUUGUUUGGGAAAUCUUGCACUCCACAAUUCGUAAGAUGAACAAACACGUUCUUAAGAUCCAGAAGGAGCUAGAAGAGGCUAAAGAAAAACUCGCAAGGCAACAUAAACGGCGAAGUGAUGAUGAUGACAGAAGCAGUGACAGGAAAGAUGGGGCUCUUGAGGAACAAAUAGAAAGACUGCAGGAGAAAGUGGAAUCUGCUCAGAGUGAACAAAAGAAUCUCUUCCUUGUCAUAUUUCAGCGUUUUAUCAUGAUCCUGACUGAGCACUUGGUACGAUGUGAAACUGACGGGACCAGUGUAUUAACACCGUGGUAUAAGAACUGUAUAGAGAGGCUCCAGCAGAUCUUCCUACAGCAUCACCAAAUAAUCCAGCAGUAUAUGGUGACCCUGGAGAACCUGCUCUUCACUGCUGAAUUAGACCCUCAUAUCCUGGCUGUGUUCCAGCAGUUCUGUGCCCUGCAGGCCUAAGGGUCAUUUUUUUUUUCCCCCUCCUGUCAAGAUUUUUUUAAGAUCUCAAAAUAAUGUCUUAUUUUUGAUGGUUUGAAUGCUUGCUUUCUUGUAGCAUCCUUUCUUGAAGCAGAGGGGGAAGACAGGACAGUGAAGAAUAUGGUAUUGAUUACCUUUAACUGCCCCCUAAAAAGCAGAUAUUCCCUAAUGACAAUAAUGUGACAAUGGCCAUAGGAUGGAUGUAUUAUAUAUGUGACAGAUACAACUUUUCUCUGAUAUUUUUUCUCCUUAAGGCACAAAAGAUAACUGAUGUGAGGUAUGUGCAACACUAGAGGUCAAGCUUACAAAGUAGUAUAUAGAACUGAUGGGUUUAUUAUCAAGUAGCAUAGCUUUUCACAGCUCAUGGGUAACCUAACAUGGCUGAAAUAAAACUGAAAAUAUGUUUUUUAAA